Rana temporaria (common frog) is the source of this 1480-nucleotide messenger RNA. RefSeq names its product vomeronasal type-2 receptor 26-like. Lineage: Eukaryota; Metazoa; Chordata; Amphibia; Anura; Ranidae. Gene Ontology annotation, cellular component: membrane. Bases 1 to 1479 code for a protein of 492 amino acids. The record is from RefSeq and is a predicted model, not a curated record. Gene Ontology annotation, biological process: G protein-coupled receptor signaling pathway. The transcript has 5 exons. Gene Ontology annotation, molecular function: G protein-coupled receptor activity.
AUGUUGCCCAGGGCCGUGCUUUCCGCGGCUGGUUCUAUUAUGCCCGAGCUCCGUGUUGCUCGGGCUUGUGUGAGAACUCUUAUUACUGUACAUGGUAAUGUGUCUAUUUCUGUCUUCUUUGAAAAGCUGCACAAAUAUGUGAGAAAUCUUAAUCACACCGACCCAACCGGAGGCAAGAUCUUCUUUAAUGAGAGAAGAGAAGUUCCAACUGAUCUCAUGUUACAAAUGUGGCUUUAUUUAAAAGGUUCUUUUUAUGCCCAUCGUUUCAGAAUUUGCACGAUUCUAAGCCCAGACUUUGUGCUUCAAACAUUUCCCAAUAUGAUUGAUCCCUUCUACUGGAAAAAAGCAAAUAAAACACUUUCUGGACAUCCCAGCGAAAGUAGUCGAAUACACGAGAAACCCCACAGUGUUCGAAUCCCUAUGUUCAAGCUCAUCACCCCAGCCUCACAUGAUUUUGGCUCUCCUCCGGUAUCUCGAUGUUCAGAUCCCUGUAUACCCGGCAGCAGAAAAAAGUUUGGAUCUUCAAUUCACAAAUGCUGCUAUGAUUGUGUCUCAUGUCCAGAAGGAGAGAUUUCCAACAUUUCCGACAGUGAAAACUGCAUGAAAUGUCCUGAUGAAGAAUGGCCAAAUGAGAAGAAGGAUCGGUGUGUUCCAAGAGUGAUGGAAUUUCUCUCCUACACUGAUGAUCCCAUUGUUGGAGUAUUUUCAGCCGUCUCCAUCCUCUGUUGUCUUCUGACUGGUUUAAUAUUGGGGAUAUUUAUACAUUACCAGGACACCCCCAUUGUUAAAGCCAAUAACCGGGACCUGAGCUAUCUUCUCCUGGUCUCCAUCAUGCUAAGCUUCCUCUGUGUCUUCUUGUUCCUUGGCCAUCCAGUAGAUGUGACCUGCAUGCUGCGUGUCACCUCUUUUGGUGUCAUCUUCUCAGUUGCUGUCUCUUCUCUACUUGCCAAAAGUAUCAUGGUGUGUAUUGCUUUUAAAGCCACCAAACCUGGGAGUCCCUGGAGGAAAUGGAUGGGAGCCAAACUUCCCAAUUUUAUCAUUUGUGUCUUCUCACUGGUCCAAUUUAUAAUCUGUGUCACUUGGUUGUCUAUUUCUCCCCCCUUCCAGGAUCGGGACACUCACUCUUAUCAGGGGAAGAUCAUCAUUCAGUGUAAUGAGGGUUCAGUUAUCGGCUUCUACUCUGUCCUGGGAUAUAUGGGGCUUCUGGCAGCUGUGAGUUUCAUUAUCGCUUUUUUAGCCAGGACAUUACCGGACAGUUUUAAUGAGGCCCAGUACAUCACCUUCAGCAUGCUGGUGUUCUGCAGUGUCUGGAUUGCCAUGAUCCCGGCCUAUCUGAGCACCAGAGGGAAAUACAUGGUGGCUGUAGAGGUUUUUGCUAUAAUAGCAUCAAGUUCUGGACUUCUUGGCUGUAUAUUUUUCCCAAAAUGUUACAUAAUUCUGUUCAGACCUGACCUGAAUACAAAAGCAGCUAUCCACUAAU